Messenger RNA from Vespula pensylvanica (western yellowjacket), 2084 nucleotides. RefSeq names its product serine incorporator 3 (gene TMS1). The record is from RefSeq and is a predicted model, not a curated record. Lineage: Eukaryota; Metazoa; Arthropoda; Insecta; Hymenoptera; Vespidae. Gene Ontology annotation, cellular component: membrane. Bases 153 to 1538 code for a protein of 461 amino acids. The transcript is spliced from 11 exons.
AUUUGUCAAGACGCCAUUGUUAUGAACGCAUUGCUACGACUUCAAUAACUCUUUCCAUAAUAUAUAUACAUAAUCAAUUUUAUACUUAUUUAAGAAUAUAUUUGACUUUGUUAAUCUCAUAUUUAUCGUGCAAAAAGUAACAAAGUUUCAUCAUGGGUCUCGUUUGUUCCACAGCGCAGCUUGCCUGCCUGUGUGGCAGUACAGCUUGCAGUUUCUGUUGUUCUCAAUGCCCUACUUGCCGUAACAGCACUAGUACUCGUAUUAUGUAUGCUUUGUUAUUAAUGCUGGGUACUAUAGCUGCAUGUGUUACUAUGGCACCUGGUUUACAAGAUGCUCUUAAAAAGGUUCCAUUUUGUGCUAAUAGUACAAACUAUGUACCAUCUUCAUUUACUGUAGAUUGUGAAUCAUCAGUUGGUUAUUUAGCUGUAUAUAGAAUAUGCUUUAUUCUUGCAUUAUACUUUUUCAUGAUGUCUAUGAUUAUGAUAAGAGUUAGAAGUUCCAAAGAUCCAAGGGCUCCUAUACAGAAUGGAUUUUGGGCAAUUAAAUAUCUUCUAAUAAUUGGUGGAAUAAUAGGGGCUUUCUUUAUUCCUGAAACAUCGUUUGGUUCAACCUGGAUGUAUUUUGGAAUGAUCGGAGGUUUCUUUUUUAUUAUCAUACAAUUAAUUCUUAUUGUUGACUUUGCACAUUCUUGGGCAGAUGCUUGGGUAGGUAAUUAUGAGGAUACUGAAUCAAAAAGUUGGUAUGCAGCACUUAUGGGAGCUACUUUAUUGAAUUAUGCUAUUGCUAUCACUGGUGUAGUAUUACUUUAUGUAUAUUUUACUCAUCCCUAUGAGUGUGCACUGAACAAAUUCUUCAUUUCUUUUAAUCUUAUUUUAUGCAUCAUUAUCAGCAUUAUUUCUAUUCUUCCAAGUGUACAAAAACAUCAGCCACAUUCUGGUUUACUUCAACCAUCUAUAGUUUCAUUAUAUGUUAUUUAUUUAACAUGGAGCGGAGUUUCUAAUAGCCCAGAUCGCAUUUGUAAUCCUGGAUUUUUGGCAAUAAUUUCUAAUAAUACUCAAAAUCGUGUUGCUUUUGACAAGGAAAGUAUAAUCGGUCUCAUAAUAUGGUUCAGUUGUGUUUUAUACAGUUCUCUACGUACAGCAUCAAAAUCAUCCAAGAUUACCAUGUCUGAAAACGUUUUAGUUAAAGAUAAUGGAGCUGUCAGGAAUGCUGGAGACCAGUAUCUUAUCGGCAAUGAAGACUAUACUGCAGUAGAAGGUCGCAAUGGUGAUACAGAAAAUGGUGAAGCUAAAGUAUGGGACAAUGAAGAAGAAACUGUAGCAUACAAUUGGAGCUUCUUCCACUUAAUGUUUGCUCUUGCUACUUUAUAUGUGAUGAUGACUCUUACCAAUUGGUACGAACCAAAUUCAAACUUGGAAACCAUGAAUGCUAAUGUUGCAUCAAUGUGGGUAAAAAUUAUUUCUUCAUGGUUAUGUAUAACCCUUUAUGUUUGGUCUUUGGUAGCACCGAUACUCUUCCCAAACAGAGAAUUUUCAUAAAUUGAAGACUUUCGAGAAAUGAUAACAUCUAAUUGAACAGGUAAAGAUCGGAGUAAGUAUCCAACAAAUAUACCAAUAAUAUAUACGGUUAAUCUGUGACUCGGUAAAAUAUACGACAUAUUAGCCGUAUCAAAAAGUUGUUUUAUUCUGCAAGAGAAUAUAAAUGCGUGUAGUAUAUUGUAUCGAUUAAUAUCAAAAUAAAAUAUACAUACAAGGCAGAUACUCACGAAAUACCAAAGUAAACAUAAUUAUUAAGACGUUUAAAAUAUGUAACAUAAUAUCUCAAUAUUGUCGAGAAUACAGCUAAAGCAAGAAGUAUGAUACUGCCGAUCUUUGGUUUUUUAUACAAGAGCAAUACCAGUAGAGGAGACAGUGCAAAGAGUUGAGUAUCUAUACCUAUGUGAUGCGUAUGCGUCAAACACUAAGAAAUUAAUGAUAUUAACAAUCGUCUCUGUUAAAGAAUAUAGGUUUACGCAGUUUAUUUUGAACUCUUACCAUAUUCUCAAAUCCAAAAUAAUUAUGAAUAAAUAAGAAAUUUCUCCACCA